Diospyros lotus (date-plum) is the source of this 1251-nucleotide messenger RNA. RefSeq names its product GDSL esterase/lipase At4g28780-like. Gene Ontology annotation, molecular function: hydrolase activity, acting on ester bonds. Lineage: Eukaryota; Viridiplantae; Streptophyta; Magnoliopsida; Ericales; Ebenaceae. The transcript has 5 exons. Bases 17 to 1129 code for a protein of 370 amino acids. The record is from RefSeq and is a predicted model, not a curated record.
CAUUAAUUCCUCAGCCAUGUCCACUGCAUCUGCACGUACCAGUCCUCUGCUUACCCUUUUCAUCCUGGCCGCAGUCCUAGCUCCGCCGCCGGCGGAGGGCGUAGGCCGGGCUUUCUUUGUCUUCGGCGACUCACUCGUCGACAACGGCAACAACAACUACCUGGCCACCACCGCUCGCGCCGACUCGCCGCCCUACGGCAUCGACCACCCCUCCCACCUUCCCACCGGCCGCUUCUCCAACGGCCUAAACAUCCCCGACCUCAUCAGUGAGAAGCUUGGCUCGGAGCCGACGUUGCCGUACCUAAGCCCAGAGCUCACCGGAAAGAAACUACUGGUCGGCGCAAACUUCGCCUCCGCCGGUAUCGGCAUCCUCAACGAUACCGGGUUUCAGUUUGCGAACAUAAUAAGAAUCGACCGGCAGAUGGAGAACUUCCGGCAGUACCAGGACCGACUGAGGGCGAUGAUCGGAGCGAGCGAGGCGCAGCGGCUGGUGGGCGGCGCGCUGGUGCUGAUAGUGCUGGGCGGCAACGACUUCAUCAACAACUACUUCGUCGUCCCCUACCGGAGGCUACAAUUCACUCUCCCAACCUACUCCCGCCAUCUCGUCUCCGAGUACCGGAAGAUCUUAAUGAGGUUGCACGAGUUGGGCGCAAGGACGGUGAUGGUGACCGGAACUGGACCGUUGGGUUGUAUCCCCGAUAUGUUGGCCACCAGAAGCAGAGACGGAAAAUGCGCCGAGGAGCCCCAAGAAGCUUCCAAGAUCUUCAACCCUGUGCUCUUCUCCAUGAUCGAGGGACUCAACCGCGAGCUUGGCUCCGACGUGUUCAUCGCCGUUAAUCUCUUCGAGAUGCACAAGGACUUCGUCGCCAACCCCCAAGACUUCGGUUUCGAGACGUCGAAGACGGCGUGCUGCGGGCAGGGGCCGUACAACGGGAUUGGAAUAUGCAGCGUGGUGUCAAACCUGUGCAAGAACAGGAGCGCUUACUCCUUCUGGGAUGCCUUCCACCCGAGCGAAAGGGCUAGCCGUUUGAUCGUUGAUCAGAUGAUGAGUGGCUCUAACAAGUUCAUGAAUCCCCUCAACCUCAGCUCCAUCAUGGCCAUGCACUUCUCUUCUUCAUCCACUGCCUGAUCCUCAUGAUCACCAUCGUCGUCGUCGUGUUGUGUCACUUAGCAAUUGCAUCAACACACACACAUACACAUACAUACAUACAUAUAUAUAUAUAUAUAAUCAGUUUAGUCUCAACUCUUGGA